AUGGGGCAGGAAAAUAGUAAGCAGACCUUUGAAGAGUCACUUGUAGAAAGACUAAAAAACAAAGGCAUUAAAGUGGAACUACAACAAGUACAGAGGUUCUUAAAGUUUGUAGAGGAAUUGUGUCCCUGGUUUCCUGAAUAUGGGAAGCUGAAUGAGAAUUCCUGGGAGAGAGUUGGAGUUGAAAUAAAAAAAUGCUAUGAAAAACACGGGCCAGAAAAUAUUCCCGUGGAAGCCCUUGGCCUGUGGGCAUUAAUCCGGGAUAAUUUAGAUCCUAACCCUGAAAAGCAGGAGGGAUCAUUCCCUAAGGCAGAUGAGGUGGAGACACAACCCUCUGCUCCACCAGCAGAACCUGAAAACCCUUGUACAGCACCGCUUAAACAGGGUCCGGUUUCUCUUGGCCAUGACACUAAGUUUAAGGAACAAAAAUCUUGGAAUAAGACAAGGGAGGAACUGAAAAACUUGAAAAGCCUAGUAACUUCUCUUACUCAAAAAAUAGAAACUCUCCAAGUCUCUCCUCUUCCCUCUGUAGGGGUGGAACUAGACUCACCUGGGGAGGCGUCUUUUAGAAUGGAAAAGCCACCUGUAAUUGCCAUAGCACAGAAAUCCUCUGAGGCAAUGCGAACCCUCUCUGUUAAAGCUACAUCUCCUCUUCAAGCUAGCCUCCGGGAAGCUGCUAGUAAGGGGGAAGAAAUUCAAGGCUUUCAGAUGUUCCCGGUCCUGGAAGAGCAGGACCGCCAGGGUAAUAUCAUAAGAGUGCAUGUUCCCAUUCCUUUCAAACAGCUUAAGGAGUUAAAAACAGCAUGUAGUCAAUAUGGCCCAACUGCUCCUUUCACAACAGCAUUGUUAGAAAGCCUGGCUUUAGAAGUUUUGCCCCCGGGUGAUUGGAAACAAAUGGCCCGAGCAUGUCUAUCUGGAGGUGACUAUCUGCUGUGGAAAAGUGAGUUCGUGGAACAGUGUCAGGCCACAGCUGAAAUAAAUCGGGCACAACAGAUUCCUAUCACCUUUGAUAUGCUCGCUGGGGAAGGCCCAUAUCGAGAGACAGGUCAACAGUUAAACUUUGAUAUAGCGGUGUAUGCUCAGGUUCAGGCCGCUGCCAAAAGGGCUUGGAAUACGCUUCCAUCAUCAGGAAGACAAACUGAGGAUCUGUCCAAGAUAAGGCAAGGGCCUGAUGAGUUAUUUCAAGAUUUUGUUUCCAGAUUAAUGCAAACGGCUAGCAGAUUAAUUAGCGAUUCAGAAGCUGGACUUUUACUUGUAAAACAACUUGCAUAUGAAAACGCCAAUGCAGCAUGUCAGGCCGCGAUACGCCCUUUUAGAAAAAAGGGAAACAUUUCUGAUUAUAUCCGACUUUGUUCUGAUAUAGGACCAUCAUACAAUCAAGGGAUAGUCAUGGCCGCAGCAUUACAAGGAAAAACGGUUAGGGAUGUUCUGUACCAGCAAAGACACCCUAAUUCCAGACAAGGGAAAGAUACUGGACCUCCUGGAAGUUGUUUUGGGUGUGGACAGAUGGGACAUUAUAUUAGAAGUUGCCCUGGCAAGAGAAGGGGCUUCGGAUCAAAUAGAGACCCUGGGUUAUGCCCAAGAUGUAGGAGAGGGAAACACCGGGCUAGCGAAUGCACAUCAAGGGCAAACACCCAGAAGAGUCCGUUCCAGGGAAACGGACGGAGGGGCCCGCCCCAGGCCCCGACAAAAUAG
Molecule: messenger RNA, 1692 nt
Organism: Peromyscus eremicus (cactus mouse)
Lineage: Eukaryota; Metazoa; Chordata; Mammalia; Rodentia; Cricetidae
Product: endogenous retrovirus group K member 21 Gag polyprotein-like
Exons: 1
Coding region: 1-1692 (563 amino acids)
Biological process (GO): viral process
Molecular function (GO): zinc ion binding; nucleic acid binding; structural molecule activity
Source: RefSeq, a predicted model, not a curated record